This is a messenger RNA of Schistocerca serialis cubense, 2087 nucleotides long. Its product is annotated as beta-1,3-galactosyltransferase 5-like. The record is from RefSeq and is a predicted model, not a curated record. Gene Ontology annotation, cellular component: membrane. Gene Ontology annotation, molecular function: hexosyltransferase activity. Bases 533 to 1228 code for a protein of 231 amino acids. Lineage: Eukaryota; Metazoa; Arthropoda; Insecta; Orthoptera; Acrididae. The transcript has 3 exons.
UUGUUUUGUUUUGGCGUGGGCGAUGAAAAAUGCGUACUACGUGUAGAACAAGACUAGUGGCAAAGUUUCAUGGCAGUAUGGGGUGUUUGUUGUAGAGUUACUCUCCUUUACACUGAGUUUUAAAACAUGUUUCUGUUUGCAACAGUGCUCCAGACGAAGUCCGCAAAAUAACGUUGGCGUUUAAAGCUGUUUCAGAUCCCACUCUUAACGCCAACGGCCCGAAUACAGACGACAGGGGUUUGUGUCUACAAGAUAUUUACAAGCUGUGAAAUUUCCACUCUUGGCAUAACUGUCAGCGAAGAAGGCAAUCUAGACAAAUCUGUUAAUGUUGUCAAAGAAAUGACAUUAUCUCACUGUAAUUAUGCUCAAUGUUAAGCAACGGUUGCUGUAAUAUGCCUUAUACAAUGAAAUGGAAAUCACGAACGAGAAAUGUACCGUUAUUCCGGUAUACAGACGCCUUGCCGUCGACAGUGCCUGAAAGUGUCAAAUUUAGAAGAUGAUGAUGAUGAUGAUGAUAAACAAAUGAAGCAAUAUGAUUCGACUGCAGUUGUUAAUAUUUACUUUGUGUCUUUUAGCAAUUUGCGUUAUUGGCUUAAUUGGACUGUUUACGAUCAUAGCGGAGAAUGAACAACCAUUCCUAAUCAGACCACGCCCACGCCAGUUCUACGAUCUUUAUCCCCUCGAUUUACAGCUGUUGAAUUUACCACAUUUUAGUUACAUCAUAAAUAAUGACAUAUGUGGACAGAAAACAGUUGAAUCAGUUUUGUUAGUUACUUCUCACUGCGGAAAUGUAGAAGCUCGGAGUGCUAUAAGACAAGCAUACCCCCAGCAUGAGUUAAUAAAGCUCGGAAUUCGCAGACUUUUUCUGUUAGCAGUAUCACUAUCUGUAAAUCAAAAUUCAAUACAUGACGAAAACAGAAGGUAUGCAGAUGUUCUUCAAGGAAGCUUUCUUGAAGCUUAUCGCAACCUGACAUACAAACAUGUGAUGGGACUGCAGUGGGCUGUACAUCACUGUCCACAAGCACGAUUUGUUAUCAAAAUGGAUGAUGAUAUUGUAGUGAAUAUGUACAAACUUUCUGAAAUAAUUUCAUAUAUUUCUGAAUCUCAGAGAAAGGAUCUCCUUAUGGGUUAUGUACUUAAGGGGAUGGUUCCAGUUCGAGAACCUGCUAACAAAUGGCCACCUAACCAUGAAAAGGGAAAGAGAAAGUGUAGCAUCAAAUCAAAAUAAGAAGAAAUCCAAGGAGGAAGGUAUCAUAAAAGAUGAAGGGGCUAUACUAAAGUUCAUGGAAGUUUCUUCGGAGAUGCUAGAAGUUCCACCAGGGCCAUCACGUGUGAGUUCUUCUGAGGCUGGUGCUGCUCAGAACCAAGAAGCAGCUGAAAUAGUACAAGUACACAACAGUGAUGACUUACUGGGACCUGUAAUUGAUACUAUAAUUUUGUCAACUUCAUCUGCUUCUGAUGGGAUUGCUGAAAUUAUGAUACCAGAUCAGACUGUAAUCUUAUCAGCUGCUUCAGACUUUGUCAGAAAUGAUAUUGGAAAAUGGGCUGAAAAGACAGAUUCAAACAUAUGAUUACUAUUAAUACAUGGAUGUCUCAAAGUCUUAUCAGCACAUUAAUACAAAAUUCAUAGAAGGGCCAACAGUACCACUCACAUCUAAAUCAGAGUCAGAGACAGGCUGUAUCACACUGAAAGUACUGUCAAGGAGGCAGCUAAUGCGAGAACGGUUUUGGUGCACAUUGACAAUGGCAGAAAAGUUUUACAUGUUUAUGUGGCUUAUUUUCCUUCUAAAGCAUCAUUGUUUUACUUCUGUUGUUGUUUGUUUGAGAAUAAAAACACACCAAACACACUGGCCCCUCCCCUCUCCUCACCAAGGGGCUCACCACUCUUUGGUGAGUUCGUGCUUGGCUACCAUUGGGCCCCAGCCUUUGCAGCACCUCUUCCCUGUCCAAGCUGCAUGUUUGUACUUGUGCUCUUCUUUUUCCCCUUCCAUGGGAAACAUUUGUGGGAUGCUUUUGGGAAUGUGUUCUGAAGUUUUAAUAGCCUGACAUCAGAACAGUCCCCCAUCUCUCUUCUUUCUUUCUCUCUU